AGCUAGGGUCACGCGGCUCUGCGGAGUCACCACCCGAGGGCAGGAGAGGGCGUAGCCCCGAGCCCCGGGGUUUUGGGGGCCACAGACUGAAGCCAGAGAGACGGGGCCUGAUGGGUCCCCGAGUGUCCUCAGAGAGUAGGGAGUCAGUCCUGGGAUUCAGGUGUGCACCUCGCUAGACCGGUCCCUGCGCUGGGAGGCGGAGCCGAGCGGGGAGGGCCCCUCCUCUUCCUGGGUAGGUGUCGGCAGCUCCAGGGGCGCCGGAACGGACCAGGCUCGGGGUCGCAAUGAAUAACCCUAUACCUUCCAAUUUGAAAUCUGAAGCAAAAAAGGCUGCUAAAAUUCUAAGAGAAUUCACAGAAAUAACUUCCAGAAAUGGACCUGAUAAGAUCAUUCCUGCACACGUCAUUGCCAAAGCCAAGGGCCUGGUGGUCCUGUCUGCGAUAAAAGCUGGGUUUCUGGUCACUGCGAGAGGUGGCAGUGGGAUCGUGCUGGCGCGCCUUCCAGAUGGAAAAUGGUCUGCACCUUCGGCCAUCGGGAUAGCUGGGCUUGGUGGAGGAUUUGAACUAGGAAUAGAGGACAAUUAUAGCAGAGCCCAGAGGUCUGAAAACCCUGGUACCUUGGAUUAUCCAAUUGUUCGUUGUUUACCAAAAGCCAGAAUCCACACCGGGCCAUCAAGUCAGAUCAACCUCGCUUUCACCCAAGAUUGUAAUGUAUCGGAUUUGGUAAUAAUUUUGAAUUAUGACAGAGCAGUAGAAGCUUUUGCAAAAGGUGGUAACCUAACACUUGGAGGGAAUUUGACCGUGGCAGUUGGGCCCUUGGGAAGGAAUUUAGAAGGAGAUGUCUCCCUAAGAAGCUCAGCUGCUGUCUUUACUUACUGCAAGUCAAGAGGCCUCUUCGCUGGCAUAUCUUUAGAAGGUAGCUGUUUGAUUGAGAGGAAAGAAACUAACCGAAAAUUUUAUUGCCAAGACAUUCGAGCUUAUGACAUUUUAUUUGGAGAUAUACCACGGCCUGCUGAAGCAGAAGAUCUUUAUGAAAUUCUUGAUUCUUUUACUGAAAAGUAUGAAAAUGAAGGACAACGAAUCAAUGCAAGAAAAGCAGCACGGGAGAAGAAGAAGGCUUCUGCUAAAGAAUUGCCUUCAAAACCAUUGUCAAGACCACAGCAAUCGUCUGCACAAGUACAGCUGAAUUCUGGCUCUCAAAGUAACAGAAAUGAAUAUAAUCUCUAUCCUGAACUUUCCAGCUACCGUGAGAGAGUCGGCAAUUUGAACCAAUCUAUAGAAGUGACAGCACUAUAUUCUUUUGAAGGACAACAGCCAGGAGAUUUGAAUUUUCAAGCUGGAGACAGAAUCACAGUUAUAUCAAAAACAGAUUCACAUUUUGAUUGGUGGGAAGGAAAUCUUCGAGGUCAAACUGGCAUUUUUCCAGCCAACUAUGUUACCAUGAAUUAAAGUUUAUAUUAUUUUCUUCUUUGAGGAUUACAAAAAAAAAUAUUACUACACUGGCAGGAUUUACUAUUCAGUUAAACAAUGUUUAGUAUAAGUUUAAAAACACUUCUGUUUA
Messenger RNA from Mesoplodon densirostris (Blainville's beaked whale), 1560 nucleotides. It is a transcript of the gene SH3YL1, whose product is annotated as SH3 and SYLF domain containing 1. Bases 285 to 1448 code for a protein of 387 amino acids. NCBI's taxonomy places the organism in Eukaryota, Metazoa, Chordata, Mammalia, Artiodactyla, Ziphiidae. The transcript has 12 exons. Gene Ontology annotation, cellular component: ruffle membrane. The record is from RefSeq and is a predicted model, not a curated record. Gene Ontology annotation, molecular function: protein binding; phosphatidylinositol binding.